This is a messenger RNA of Acanthocheilonema viteae, 423 nucleotides long. NCBI's taxonomy places the organism in Eukaryota, Metazoa, Nematoda, Chromadorea, Rhabditida, Onchocercidae. The record is from the annotation of a GenBank genome assembly.
GUUCGGUUGUUGCGAGCAGCUCGACAAAUUGUGGCAGAAUACGAUUUGGAAGAUUCGACCAUGACUCUCACAAUAGAAUAUCCCGUAGAUUACCCGCUCAGUGUUCCCUUGAUCGAGGAUGAAAGAACCAUCGUCAGUCGGGAAACAAGAAGGAAAUGGCUUUUACAGCUCACCAUGUUUCUCACUCAUCAGAAUGGUUCCAUUGUGGAUGCAGUAUUAAUGUGGGCAGGUAAUAUCGAGAAACAUAUGGAAGGUGCAGAAGAUUGUACUAUUUGCAUGAUGACUGUUCAUUCAAGAACUUAUCAAUUACCACGGGUACGAUGCAAACAGUGCAGAAAGCGAUUCCAUUCCGAUUGCCUCUACAAAUGGUUUGAUUCAAGCAGUCAGUCAACAUGUCCCUUAUGCAGAGCUCCAUUCCGUUAG